Molecule: messenger RNA, 1740 nt
Organism: Eucalyptus grandis
Lineage: Eukaryota; Viridiplantae; Streptophyta; Magnoliopsida; Myrtales; Myrtaceae
Product: U-box domain-containing protein 8
Biological process (GO): protein ubiquitination
Cellular component (GO): cytoplasm; nucleus
Molecular function (GO): ubiquitin-protein transferase activity
Source: RefSeq, a predicted model, not a curated record
GAGCUUUAGCCGCAAGCCGAGCUCGUUUCGUCAACCUGCUUCGGGCCAAAAGAAGAUAAAAGAAAAAAAGAAAAGAAAAAAGAAAAGCUCCUGCUUAAUCUUUAUACCCAUGGAGGAAGAAGGAGCAGUCUCCAAUUCGAAUUCUCGAGUCGUUUCUCUCUCUAUAUAGCUUCUCUCUCUAGAAUUUCUCUGCCAAAAACCUCAUAAACCCUGCAACGGCAGAGCAAGGACGCCAUUGACGGACCUCGGUGGAGAGAGGGAGAGGGAAAGGAGCGAGGAGAUGUCGACGACCCAGUUGCCGGACGACUUCCGGUGCCCGAUUUCGCUGGAGAUAAUGUCCGACCCGGUGAUCCUCUCCUCCGGCCACACCUUCGACCGCUCCUCCAUCCAGCGGUGGCUCGACGCCGGCCACCGGACCUGCCCCAUCACCACUCCCCUCCCCGACCGCCCCUCCCUCAUCCCCAACCACGCCCUCCGCAGCCUCAUUUACAACUUCGCCCCCGCCCCCGCCUCCGGCGCCCGACCCGACCCGGGUCCGAGGCCCGAGCCCGGCGCCCUCGUGGCCGCCCUCACCUCCCGCGCCUCCCCUCUCGAGGCGAAGCUCGAGGCUCUGGCCCGGCUGACCAAGCUGUCCAAGCGCGACCCGGUCUUCCGCCGGCGGCUCACCGAGUCGGGCACCGCGUCGGUGGUGCUCAGCUGCGUUGACUCGGAUGAUGGGUUGAUGCGCGAGAGGGCUCUGAGCUUGCUGCUCAAUCUCAGCUUGGACGAUGAUAACAAGGUGGGGUUGGUGGCGGAAGGGGCGGUCUCGAAAAUGGUCGGCGCGUUGAGGGCGGAUUCGGCCAACUGCAGGGCGCUGGCCGCCACGAUAAUCACCAGCUUGGCGGUCGUGGAAGUCAACAAGGCCACGAUCGGUGAGUACCCUUUUGCGAUUAGUGCUCUGAUUUCGCUUCUGAGGGAUGGGAAUGUCAGGGAGAAGAAGGAGGCCGCGACGGCGCUCUUCGCCAUAUGCUCGUUCCCGGAGAACCGGAAGCGGACGGCUGCGAACGGGUCGGUGCCGGUUCUGAUUAGGGCCGCGGAUUCGGGGAUCGAGAGGGCGGUCGAGGUGUUGGCGAUGUUGGCCAAGUGCAGGGAAGGGAGGGAAGAGAUGGGGAGGUGUGAUGGGUGUGUGAGGGUUUUGGUGAAGGUGCUGAGGAAUGGGGGCUGUAAGGGAGUUAAAUGUGCGUUGCUGACUCUGUAUUCACUCUGUUGUUUUAGUGAGAGAAUUUGUGUGGAAGUGAGGAGGCUUGGGGUUUUGGAGAUGUGCAUUAACUUGGUGGAGGAUGAUAACGAGAAGAUUAGGAGGAACGCCACCAGCUUGGCUCAGCUUCUUCAGGGUGAUUCCAAUUGAUCAUGAGAUGAUCAUUUGAGGGGGUAAAUUUGUGGAUGAUUUUGGAGGGGUUGACAUGAAAUUGGACGUGUGUUUUGUGGUCAAGGUUCGGUUUUUGAAUGAUGCAUAGGCGAGUCAGGUUUGUUGUUCCUGUGUCUUUCUCACCUUUUGUUGGAUAGAUUUCUGUACAGGGCAAAAAAAAAAGUUAGAUUUUAUUGAUGGACAUGUUUUCUGUAUCUUGUAUAUUUGAAUAAAGAUAACAAGCAUGGGCUGUUGCUCCAAUUCUACUUGAUUGCUCUGUAUUUUCUGGUAUGAAGAAAGUUCAUUCUUCUCCGAUUUUGUGAUCGAAUGACUUCAAGAAAUCUGUUUGGAUA